Messenger RNA from Momordica charantia (bitter melon), 3361 nucleotides. The record is from RefSeq and is a predicted model, not a curated record. NCBI's taxonomy places the organism in Eukaryota, Viridiplantae, Streptophyta, Magnoliopsida, Cucurbitales, Cucurbitaceae.
UUGGGUUACCCUUGUUUUCAUUUCUUCCAUCUUGCAAAUCUUCCCUUGCCAACAUAGUUCUUGGUUUUUUUUUGCUUUGCUCUGAAUCUCAUCUCAUGAGUGAAGCGCUAAGGUUAGGUAUUUUAUUUUUUUGGUAUUUGCGUCGCUGUUAGGGUUAAAGGAACAACUUUUUUCGCUUUAUUUUCUGUGCGGCUCUUCAUAUUUCUUCCCUCUCCCCUUACUUUUGCAUUGCCUUCGGUGGAUUCAGUUGUAGGGCUCAAUUUCGGCACUAUCUUAAUUGUUUUUUGGUUGAUAUCGUUUGCGGGCGUGGUUAGUAGUUCAUUUACCGAUUUAGGGAUUGCGUUUUCUUGUGGGUCUAUGUGUUUUCUGUGGGUCUGUGUACAAUUGGAGAUUUGUUGGAAAUUUGUAGGAUUUUCAACCGUUGAAUCUUGCUUUCGUUAAGGAUUAUGAGGUCGUGACUGAGAAUUUAUACAGAAUAGCAAUUCCUACGAAGAUGGGCUUUCAUUGGACAUAUAAUUUCAACCCCGAUCACGGCCGUGGUUGGACCAAGAAUUUCGACAGUUUUAUGCUAUUUUUUUUUCUGUGGUUUGUUGUUUUUUUUUGACAUAUGUAUUUGUGGUUAGCUUAUAUGUAUGUAAUCUUAUUAUUUUUUUUUUCAGGUUCAUAGGAUGGUAAUGAUACCUAAGAUCCCCCUCUAGCUAUCGCUCUGCCAAUCUGACCUACCUAUCCCACUUAGGGAGUACGGUCAAGUCGAUUAAGAGUAAACUAACCCCUAGACAACUUAGUAUGUUUAGGAAGACUAUUUUUGGUCAUUUGCUAGAUGUGGACCUUGUACUUAACGGGCCACUUAUACACAAUCUAUUGCUUAGGGAAGUGGAGGAUGAUAGACACGAUGUGAUUACCAUGGAUGUGCUUGGUAAUAGGGUCUCCUUUGGGUUGAGGGAAUUUUACCUAAUCACGAGACUAAAGUAUAAUACGAGGCCGAUUCGUAAGGACACUUACCCCGUCAGGCUUAGCACGUUGUACUUUGAUGACAAAGUUGACAUUCUACUAAGUGAGCUGGAGACGAAGUACAUGGAGCUGCAGUUUGAAAAUGACUUAGAUGUGAUGAAAGUAUCAAUUGCAUUUUUUGUGGAGCUCGUGUUGUUUGGCAAGGAGAGGAGUUUGAAGUUCGACACGAGCUUAUUAGGAGUUGUGGAUGACUUAGAAGUAUGUUGUAUUUACGAUUGGGUCGAGAUGGCUUUCGAUAAGACCAUAAAAUGUCUUAAUCGAGUCCUGUUGAGUAAGGCAAAAGAUGGUGGGUUGAGAAAGACGUAUAGUCUUUAUGGUUUCCCAUGGGCAUUCCAAGUGUGAGGAUACGAAACGAUAUCUUCGUUGAUUGGGCGGGUUGCACAUCGAGUAUGACCUGAUGCUGUCCCACGCAUACUUAGGUGAAAGUGCGGUCAUUCACCUACGUGGGCUGUUAUGGAGAAAGAGAUAUUCCAAUCAACAUCUGUUGCCAUUAGACUGUUCGAGACGGAAGCGGAGGAAAGGUUCAUGCAAAGGGUAUUCAACCCACCAUCAGCUGACGAUUUUGUAGACGAGGACCAGGCGUUGGAUCAAGUGGCGCCUUCAAUGGAAGGUGUUGGCGUGCAAAAUGAUGGCACACAUGGUGAUCAAGCGGUUGAGAAGAUGGACGUCGAGGUGAAGGGUUAGGAUAAGAUGAAAACUGGGAAGAGGUCUUUUAGUCGCUACAAAUGUAAGUCCAAGUUGAGAGCUCUCACUGGCCAGGUGGCUGCUAUAGACAUGCGGCUUGCCGGUGUAGAAGAGGUAGUCUCUUCUAUGAAUGAUCGGUUUAACGACAUGGAAGGUGACUUGAAAACUAUUCGAAAGUUCUUGCGGCGUCUAGUUAAGGGGCUACCAGUUGAUACCUCGAAGCUUAGAAAAAACACCAAUGGAGAUAGAGAUGGCAAUGGCAACGGAUAUGCCGAUGGAGCUGGAGAUGCUAGUGGUGGGGGCAUGAAGGAAACUAAUCUUAGAGAACGUAGUGUUGAUGCGAAGGAAACGAAGCCUACCAAACGAAACUGUGAGGUUGGAGAGCCCUUCGAAGCAUUGGAGGAUGAAGAAAGAUCUCGAGAGGUUCGAGAUGUAUCAAAGGAGCCUGAUGAAGGGGUGCGUUCAGAGCCAAGUGCACAUGCUCAAGAGGAGCCAAGUGCACACAUAUCGGACGCUGCUAAAGCAUCUGUCGAGUUACCACUCCCAUGGACACCUGGAAACGGAUUCCGACGAAAGUAUCCAAAUCCAAUCACAAUUGCCAGUAAGCUCGUCUGCCAUGGUGCACGUUGAUUCACAGGACGUGAGAGUUCUAUCCCAGCCAUUUGACCCCCCUCCACCUCGUUGGGGUGAACGUAAGAAGAAAGUACCUUGGAAGUUUCAUGGGUCUUUUGAAGUUAAGGUGGGCAGUAAACGAAAGAAGGUGAUCGUUUACAAUCCAUUGGCUGAGAUCUUGAAGGAGCAAGAUAAGAAUUUUAGCACGUGGCUAGAUAACCCGAAAAACACCUGUUCAACUUGGAAGACUGUCUACGCAAGUCGAGGGAAGCAGUAGUUCCGCGACAUUCUAACACCCCUUAAAUGGUGCUCAUGCGAGGUUGUUGAUUCUUUGGUGAUGUUUGUGCGUAAGAAGCUCGAAUUGCAACCAGACUUCUGUCGUCGAAAGUUUACCACCGGCGACGUAGUAUUUGCGAAGAACUGAUAGUGUUUACGCCUGUAUGGAAUCUCAUAAUGCCCUGCCCUAAAAGGUUACAAUUGACUUUGAUUGGGAGGGACAAGCCAAGACUGUGCUUAGUUACGUAGAUUGUACUCACCCCGAUUACGACACACGGUGGAUGGAUGUCGAUGCUGUAUAUAUUCCCUACAAUAUUGGUGGAACCCAUUGGAUAAUGGUGUGCAUUGACUUCGAGGAGGGUGAGUUGACGUGUGGGGCUCCUUCAUGGCCAUGACACCGCUGCCAAAUUUGGAAGAUGAGUUGAAGCCGAUGCGAACAAUCAUUCCAGCUCUUAUUUGCAGGGUCGGUGUUCGGUUAGUAAGGUCGAAUAUCCCAAUCACACCAUGGUGCAUACGUAGAGUUUCAUCGGCACUUAGCAAGAGGGAGAUGGAGAUUGUGGUAUAUUUUGUGUAAAGUACUUUGAAUACGAUAUUACGAAUUGUAGCUUAGAUACUUUAACACAGGCUGGGAUGCCCUUCUUCAGACGACAGUUCGCUGUCCAGCUAUGGGCAAACAAAUCAAUUUUCUGAAUAGUACUAUUUGAUCUAGUUUAUUUUGUUUCUAUUGUAAUCUCCUAACUAUUUUGUUGCUAAUGAAUAGUAUCCUUUAUUGACUCUA